AUGUCGUAUGACAUUCAGGAGAAAUCAAAACAAGAAACUAGGCAAAUGUCUCUGGGUCUGUCGAUUGCCGAAUACUCUAUGAGCACUGUUGGUACUCUUGUAGAGACAGGAUUAACGGAUUCUGCUAAACAGCUUUUGGACGAGCUCGCUACUAUCGGAUUGGAUGCUAGUCUGUAUAUCAAGGAAGCUACAGAUAUAGAGUCAAUGCUAUGUCUGAUUGGGUUGGCUCUGGAUUACAAGUAUCCGCUUGAGUCGUUUCUGCCUUCGGUAACGUCGCUGGAGUGGGUGCUGGAUGAGUGCUUGACUAGCAUUUGCUUGCAGCUCGAUAGGUUUCAGGAAGAUCAUUUUGGAAUGGCUGGCAAAGCUGUACGCGUUCUCGAGUAUCUCGCAGAACGUACGGACUUGAGAGACCAGUUCGAGGAUGGAAGACCUGAUGAGAUCUACCUGAAAACAUUCCAGAAUCUCUUGGUAUUUGCUGCAACGAUACCAGAGCCCGCAUAUCGGAAUCUGGCGUAUACGACCUUUAAAAAGUUUCUCCUAAUAUUGAACGAGUCAGCUAGAUCCUACAUCCUGUUAGCGUUACUGGAAAGCAGUCCCUUUGUUGGAGUACAGACUGCUAUUCUAGCUGUUUUAAAGGAUCAGGUACAUCUAGCGUUAGCUGUGAAGCAUGAACGUCAGGAGCCAUCACCAUUUGGAAGCAGCAUCUUUACAAACACAUUCCUCGUCAUCCUCCUGGAUCCUCGAGAAUCCAUAUACAGGAGUACUACGAUGCCAGACAAGACUAUAUUCGAUGUACGAGAAGUCUUUAUGGAACGGCAUAGCAUGCUGAUGCAUACUAUCAAUCUGUAUCUUUAUCUGCUGUUGCGAGAUACACCAUAUGAGAAUAUUAUGGGUGUUUGGUCUGAAACCCACAUCGAGUCUACAUCUCGGACAUUCUUGACUCCAUUGCAUCGGCAUUGUGAUGCCUUAUUGGAACGUAUCUCGGGCUCCACGACGCCUGAGGACGCAGGUCAUACUCAUGGAGAACAUUCUGAGAGCUAG
This is a messenger RNA of Synchytrium microbalum, 1041 nucleotides long. RefSeq lists its product as uncharacterized. Gene Ontology annotation, molecular function: ubiquitin-protein transferase inhibitor activity. The transcript has 7 exons. Lineage: Eukaryota; Fungi; Chytridiomycota; Chytridiomycetes; Synchytriales; Synchytriaceae. The record is from RefSeq and is a predicted model, not a curated record. Bases 1 to 1041 code for a protein of 346 amino acids. Gene Ontology annotation, cellular component: cytoplasm.